AUGUCAAACAUUUCAUCAUUAGAAGCAUCAUUAAGAAAUUUUCCCAAGAUGCCAUCAACUGUUUCAACUAGAGAGCAUUCCUUUUUAUCACAAUUUAUGAUGAGUAUAACCAUAGUUAUUCUUCUCAUUGGCUCUUGUCCGUAUGUCUCAUCUUCACCAACAUUCACUGACCAUAAUAAUAAAAUCAAUUAUGAAUCAAAUGGAUUUAUGCUUAAUCCAAAUAAUUAUCAAGGAGUAUCAGCAGCAGGUGAAUCAUCAUUAUUAUCGCCAACCGUCCAACAUUCAUUUUCACCAUUAUUAUCAUCAUUGCGCUAUACACAACCACGCACAUAUGCCAAUCAAUUUUUAAUGUCGCAUAUUGAUGACAAUCAUGUAGUUAUACCAAAAUGGUCUCCAAGAUUUAAUAAUUAUGAUCAAACAAAUGAUGAUCAUGACGAUUUAGAUGAUUAUUUUCCAUCGGCUAUGUUAUUGAAUAAGCGAGCAAAAUUUAAUUACAAAGGAAAGAUCCCACCAGUAUACAAACGUAAACAAUUAACAAAACCACCUAUGGAAGUCUUGAAUGAAAUUGUCAAUUCUAUUUAUCUUAAACGUUAG
This is a messenger RNA of Rotaria sordida, 594 nucleotides long. The record is from the annotation of a GenBank genome assembly. NCBI's taxonomy places the organism in Eukaryota, Metazoa, Rotifera, Eurotatoria, Philodinida, Philodinidae.